GUAAACGUUUCCCUUAAGGUAAUAAUGGCUUCAAGUGAUGGUUGGGAUGCUGAAAAAAUGCUGGACCUUUACUUGCACGAUUACUUGAUGAAGAAAAACAUGCAUGAGACUGCUACAGCUUUCAGAAAAGAGGCUGGUAUUUCUAACCGUUCUGUUGUGAUUGAUUCUCCCCAAGGGUUCUUACAAGAAUGGUGGUCAGUAUUUUAUGACAUAUUUGCCUCAAGGCCACCAAAGCAUCAAGAGGACUCUGAGGCAGAAACCUCUGCUAAUAAGGCUGAAAUAUUGGAGAAUCAAUCACUAAAUUUGCGUUCAAUAUUGACGCCAUCAAUGAUAAGUCAGCAAAGGCCUGAACCGGUUCUUAUUCCGAGAGAUUUUGAUUCCAGUUUGCGUUUCCUUGAAGAUAAUCAACUGAGGCUUCCAAGCUCCUUUGCAGCCAGUUCUAGCCGUCAGCAACAACAGAUAAAUUUUGCCCACCAUCAAGUUAAGAGGGAACACAGUCACGGCAUUGCCUUGGGGAGAACCAUUCCUGCAAACCCACUCACCCCCUACGGCACACAGAAAGGCAUAUUUCCAGCAACUGGACCUGACACUGCAGGAUUGAAUGACUCCAUCAACCUAGCACCCCUUAAUGGGUGGCCUUUGGAUGCAUCAAACUAUCAGCGACAACUUCAGAUAUUGAAGUCUCAACCUGAGAUAUCAGCUCAAGGGCUGUCACAUAUGCCCAGAAACCUGACCCCUACUUUUCCUGGAAGCUCUGCCAAAUUCAAUUACCGUAAUCCUAUUCUUCCUAAGACUGAAAUAAAUGGGAAUAACAGACAGAUGAUGAUCCAGACGGUGCAAACUGAAGAACAACAAAACCAACAUAAUAUGCUACAGCAACAGCAGACCAGCAGAAAGAAGAAGAAAGUAUCACAUUCAAGGGUGCCAGAUAAGAAAUUGGAUCGUAUCACAGCUGAGAAGAAUAAACCUGUUGAUGACACUGUUGAGUCCUUUCUGUCCCAUGAUGAUGAUAAUGUUGAUAGUACAAGCAAACCUUUCAGUGUUUUAAGACACCGUUCUAACCCUUCCAAUGAAAUCGAACAAAAAGGCUUCACCUUUGGAGAGGUUAGUUGCCUUCACUCAAGCAAAAGCAAAGUCUUGUGCUGCCAUUUUUCAUCAGAUGGGAAGCUUCUAGCUAGUGCUGGGCAUGAAAAGAAGGUCUUGAUAUGGAAUAUGGAAACUCUUGAUUUUGUUAGAACUUCAGAGGGCCAUUCUCUUCUCAUUACUGAAGUUCGUUUUAGACCAAGUUCAACUAUAUUUGCAACAUCCUCCUUUGACAAAACUGUCAAAAUAUGGGAUUCUACCAAACCAAGCAAAUCACUUUGCAAGCUUGUGGGGCAUGCUGAACAGGUGUUGUCAUUAGAUUUCCAUCCUAGAAAGUUGGAUCUCCUUUGUUCCUGUGAUAGUAAUAAUGAGAUGCGGUUGUGGAAUGUCAACCAACGUUCUUGCAUGCAUGUUUCUAAGGGAGCUACUAAACAAGUUAGAUUCCAGCCUCAACGAGGAAAGUUAAUUGCAACUGCUUCAGGAAAUGUUGUCAAUGUAAUUGAUGUUGAGACUGACAAGCCCCAGUUCUGUUUAAAGGGACAUAACAAAGAAGUUCUUUCAAUUUGCUGGGAUCCAAGUGGCAGCUAUAUUGCCUCCGUCAGUGAAGACAGUGCACGUCUUUGGUCAAUGAUUGAUGGGGAAUGCAUACACGAAUUGUGUUCAACAGGCAACAAGUUCCAGUCCUGCACAUUUCAUCCAGUGUACUCACUACUCUUGGUCAUUGGUGGCUACCAGUCCCUUGAAUUAUGGAAUCCACUUGAGAGCAAUAAAACAUGGACAGUUGAAGCACACAGUGGAUUAAUUUCUUCACUGGCAGAUUCUCUACAGACUGAAAUGGUUGCCUCCGCAAGCCAUGACCAGUGCGUUAAGCUUUGGAAGUAA
Messenger RNA from Theobroma umbraticum, 1965 nucleotides. Its product is annotated as transcriptional corepressor LEUNIG_HOMOLOG-like. Lineage: Eukaryota; Viridiplantae; Streptophyta; Magnoliopsida; Malvales; Malvaceae. Gene Ontology annotation, molecular function: transcription corepressor activity; protein binding. The record is from RefSeq and is a predicted model, not a curated record.